Messenger RNA from Geosmithia morbida, 1587 nucleotides. RefSeq lists its product as uncharacterized. Bases 1 to 1587 code for a protein of 528 amino acids. The transcript has 3 exons. NCBI's taxonomy places the organism in Eukaryota, Fungi, Ascomycota, Sordariomycetes, Hypocreales, Bionectriaceae. The record is from RefSeq and is a predicted model, not a curated record.
AUGGUUUCUCGUGCCUGGAGAGUGGCCCUCGUCCUCUGCCUCACCGUCCUCCUCGCCGUACCACUCUACCAACUAAGCACUGAUGCAGAGUCAGAAUACGCAUACGCCCAAGAGGCUUCCCAGUUCUAUCACCAUGUCUCGGGCUACUUCACCUCGUCCUCCACCGGAGACGUCCACAACAACACCCUGUACGGCGACGGUACCCGCCAAGAGGUCCAGCCUCAGUUCAACUUCAGCUCGGCCUGCCACGACUUCCCCGACACAGAGGGCAUCCUAUUCCUCAUGAAGACGGGCGCUACCGAAUCCUUUGACAGGCUGCCCACGCAGCUCCUCACCACGAUGUCUUGCCUUCCCGACUUUCUCAUCUUUUCCGAUCUGGAACAGCAGAUUGGAAAGUUCCACAUCUACAAUGUCCUCGAUCGGGUCGAUGAGAUCAUCAGACAGACCCAACCCGAAUUCGAUCUGUACGAGGCCGAGCAGCGCUGCCCCGUCUCGCAGAAGGACUGCACCGCCGACAUGAUUGGCGGCUGGGACCUCGACAAGUACAAGUUCCUCAACAUGGCGGUGCGCACCUGGGAGAUGAGACCUGGUAUGAAGUGGUACGUCUUUGCCGAGUCCGAUACGUACAUCUUCUGGCCCGGCAUGGUCUCCUGGCUGCGCAACCACGCACCUGGCGGAGAGUCUUACAUCGGUAGCGUGGCCCUGCUCAACGACAUGCCCUUCGCCCACGGGGGCAGCGGCUACGUCUUGUCGGGGGACCUCAUGCGCCGCAUGGUCAACGACCUCCCCGACCUGGCCGCCAGGUAUGACGAGCGCGCAACCCAGGAGUGCUGCGGUGAUUUCCUCAUGUCCGUUGCCGUCCGGGAGGCCGGCACCAAGGUCCUCCAGGCUCACCCCAUGUUUAAUGGCGAGAAGCCCAAUACUCUACCCUUUGGACCGUCUCAGUGGUGUCAGCCCCUCCUCUCCAUGCACCACGUCGAUGCCGAGGAGAUCAGCAUGCUGUGGCAGUACGAGGAGACUCGCGCAAACAAAUCGGACGUCACGCAAAUCAAAGACAUCUACCACGCAUUCGUGGAACCCCACCUCGUCACCCGCCGUCGCGACUGGGACAAUCUCGCCGACGAGGUGUGCCUUGUGGGACCCUCCCCCGGGGAGCAGGAAGGCCCGGGGGAUGAGGAGCGCUACAGGCAGAAGCCCGAGGAAGAGAAGACGGUCGUCGAGACGGAAGCCCACCAGUCGCCGGAUGCCUGCGCUCGCGUCUGCGAGGCCGAGGGUCUCGCCGUCGACGAGGCCAUGUACCGAUCGCUGGUCGACGACGAUGACAAGGCACGGUACAUCCGCCAGCUGUACGAAGAACGCAUCCACGACCACGACGGCGGCAUCCAGUUCCGUCAACAGCGGACCUGUUUCCAGUGGAGGUACCACCACGGCGCCUGCUGCACCGCCUCAGGCAUCAAGCUGGGGUCCCCCUCGUAUGAGGAAGAGGACGCGGACAAGUGGACGAGCGGGUGGUUUACUCGCGGAAUCGACGACUGGAUAGACGCACGGGGUGAAUGCGUCCAAGUCGAAUGGCAGGAGCCAUUUUGA